GCCGUAAAAAGUCCCCACCACCAAAUUGGUAAGUUCCUGAUGCAGGAAAGUCACAAGGCUAUCGUUUGAGAGGACACGGGAUUCAAGACAUUCCUGUUGUCAAACAGUACUAGCCAGUGCUCACGUCUGUUGUUCGACUCCGACGACUCCCCAUAUUCCAGCACAGACCGUUAUCGCCCAUUACUAGCAGUCGAGCAAAAGUCAAAGUCCUUUCAGCGCAAAUCCUGGACAUAGUCACCACACGGAGUGGACUGUUAUCUUCAAUGAUGGCUACACAACCAAAAACUACCUUUGCGCAACAAUCGGUUUGGGGUGCAGGAUUCCAGGAUUUUAGUGGCUCCGACUCCCCAGUGGUGUUUGUAAAACUCCGUAUUGAAGGUGCGAACAAGACCAUCUUCGAAGGUUGCGUGCCCACCUUUGGCCAUUCUAUCACGACUGCUUCUGGUGGAAAGCAUCACUGCGACGGCACCAAUAACCACACCCCUGUCAAACUAGGACCUACAUGCACCACCGCAUUGAACGACGCAAGUAAAAUCCAUAGAUUCGAUUUUGACGCUACUUUUUCCCCCGACUAUGACGACUAUUUCAUAACGUCCAUUGGAGGAGAUAAGGGGACCACUACUCAGGCUUGGAGUCUUAUUCUUAAUUACCAACAGACUACCAAGGGAGGGUGCCAAACAAAAGUUUCCAAAGGCGAUGAAAUCCUUUGGGCCUUCGAUGCUUACCAUAAAACGCACUUCCUCAAGCUGGAAGCACCCUCUAUCGUGAAAGCCGGGACGACUAUUUUACUGACUGUAACUGAUGGAAAGAACAAGGAUGUUUGUGUGCAGGGUGCCACUGUAACGAGGAGCGAUGGUUCAACUGGCACGGUAGUCGGCACCAGCGACAAGAACGGUACCGUUUCCGUUCACUUCCCCGAUUCAGGGGUUUUCUCGUUCAAAGCUAGUAAAGACGACUCGAUUCGUUCAAAUAGUGCUAUCAUCUUUGUUACUGAUGCUUAAUGCUCAGCUUUCACGAUAACUAAAAAGAUUCCUUUAUUACUUUGGUAUAUGUAGAUAUGUAUCCAAUAAAAUCAUAUAUGGUUCGUCCAGU
Molecule: messenger RNA, 1092 nt
Organism: Marasmius oreades (fairy-ring Marasmius)
Lineage: Eukaryota; Fungi; Basidiomycota; Agaricomycetes; Agaricales; Marasmiaceae
Exons: 5
Coding region: 264-1001 (245 amino acids)
Source: RefSeq, a predicted model, not a curated record